AUGGGAUAGACAGCGACGAGACAGCCCCGAGUGGAGGAGGGGGAUGAUGUGCUGAUGCGUAGAGGGUGGCCCUGGGGUGGAUAUGAAUAGAGGGGGGUUCGCCCACUUCUUGAGGAAGGGAGUUGAGAUAACGAAAGAACGAAUAUACUGAUUACAGUGACGACGCCUUUGGGGAUAUAUAUUGCUGUCGACUUGUCUUUACUGGUUCGACGACGAGGGAUAGUGACCACACAACGGAAAUUCGAACCCACACUGGCGCUUCUUUCUUGCUGGGAUAGCCAGACUUGAUUUGGCGCAUAGAGACGCAAGACAGGAGGAGGAAGAUAUUAUCAACGAGAUGUGUCCGUUUACACAGGUCCGCUACAAAUGCGGGCAUCGUGUCUUCACGGUGCGGGCGUGGUGCGAGACGUAUGAAAAAACGCAUGUCCGGUGCAAGGUGUAUGUUGUUGCGUAUGAGAAACGCAGCUACGCCUGCGGUCCCUGUCGACCUGCUGUCAAAGCGCCCUGGAUGGAAGCCCUCAAGAUCCCCAUCCUCACCCAACGCCGUCUCAGCCGUGUAUGGCGCCAACAGCCCCCACCGCGUCCCGUCUGGAAGAGCCCAUCAUCCAUCAAAUGCCCCCCAUCAAAAUGGGCAGACCACCGGCGGACCAUCCUCGCACCACUUCACCAACACUCACAUCACCGGCAUCACUCGCCGGCACUGGUAGCAUAGGACAUAUACGACAUACAUAAGAUUACACAUACGAUACAAUGAUACAUAUACGACAAAACGGGCGGCUAGAUUUGGCUCCAUAUCCCCAUACCUAUACCCAUUCACAUACGCAAAACAACACACCAUCAUCAAACAGGAGCAACACGGCGAACAGGCGAACAACACAGGGGACAACAUCAGCAGCGGCUGUACUCAUGCAACAUUUCCCCCGCACCAAUAUUUCUUCCUCGUAACCUUGGGAGUCAAAGCAAUUUUUUUCUCUUUCAAAUUUUACUUUCUCCUCGGAAACUAGCUGAGGGGAAACUGGGGCGCAACCGCCGACAGGGCCACGGGCACUGGGUGGGGGGAUGGUAUUGGAG
Molecule: messenger RNA, 1071 nt
Organism: Pseudogymnoascus destructans
Lineage: Eukaryota; Fungi; Ascomycota; Leotiomycetes; Thelebolales; Thelebolaceae
Exons: 2
Coding region: 338-712 (124 amino acids)
Source: RefSeq, a predicted model, not a curated record